This is a messenger RNA of Physella acuta, 1956 nucleotides long. RefSeq names its product endoglucanase E-4. Gene Ontology annotation, biological process: carbohydrate metabolic process. Lineage: Eukaryota; Metazoa; Mollusca; Gastropoda; Physidae. Gene Ontology annotation, molecular function: polysaccharide binding; hydrolase activity, hydrolyzing O-glycosyl compounds. The record is from RefSeq and is a predicted model, not a curated record.
CUUGUGGAUCCCGUGUCAAGUCGUGUGCUAAUUACUAUCAACGGUGUAAAUAUUACCAUCUGGUGUUGGACUACGAAACUGACACAGAUAUAAAAAACACAUUUUAGGACAGUCAUAAUUCUAGUUGUGUUUCAGUCAACAAGAUGAUCCCAGUUUUAGUUUUGUUGGUAUCGCUUGUGGUCCAGACGACCUGGGGCGCCACCACGGUCCCCAUCACCAACCACUGGAGCGGCGGGUUCCAGGGCGAGGCGUGCAUCCCCAUCACGAAGGAGCUCAACGGCUGGAAGGCGCAUCUUUUGUUCAGCGAGGACGUGGACAGCCUUGAGGUGUGGGCGGCCACGGCCACCAAAGUCACCCCAAGGGAGUUCGUCUUGGUCAACAAGGACUACAACUCCGUAGAGCACGUCGGUGAUAAACUCUGCUUCACCUUCCUCGGCCACGGCACCGGCGACAUCGUGCCCACAACGACAAUCUACAUCGAGGGGAUGGACGACGCCGGGGGUGUGACGUCGGCUCCUGGGGUGACCCAGGCCCCAGUGGUGACCUCCCCACCCAACACCGGAGGGGGCACCUCCAACAAGGACUACGGCGCUGCUCUGGGCAAGUCUAUUUUGUUCUACGACGCCCAAAGGUCAGGAAAGCUCCCUGCUAACAACCCCAUCCCAUGGAGGGGAGACUCCGCCGUCAACGACUGCGUCCCGGGGGGUUGGUACGACGCUGGGGACCACGUCAAGUUUGGGCUGCCUAUGGCGUCGACUUCCACUGUCCUCUUGUGGUCCCUGGUCAGGUUCCAGGACGGGUACGAGAAGGCCGGGCAGCUGGACAUGAUGUACGACAUGAUCAAGUGGCCACUGGACUACUUCCUCAAGGCCUGGAACCCACAGUCCAAGGAGCUGGUCGUGCAGGUGGGGGACGGCGGGGCUGACCACUCCUUCUGGGGACGUCCUGAAGACAUGACCAUGGCCAGACCUUGUCAGACCGUCAGCUCUUCCAACAAGGGAAGUGACAUAGCAGCUGAGACAGCCGCAGCUCUGGCAGCUGGAUCUAUUGCCUUUAAAACCAAAGGAGACACCGCUUACAGCUCCCAGCUUCUUGCAGCUGCUGAAAGUCUUUAUGCUUUUGCCAAGGCUAACAGGGGUAUAUUCAGCGGGGCCACCCAGUUCUAUGGGUCCAGUGGGGACAAGGACGAGAUGUGUGAGGCCAGUGCCUGGCUGUACCGGGCCACCAAGAACAACCAGUACCUUGACGACGCCAAGACCUUCGUGGAGGACGCAUGGGCGUGGGCGCUAAGUUGGGAUGACAAGAAAGUUGCCUGUCAGGAGAUCUUGUAUGAGGAGACACAGAACAGCCACUACAAGGACGCAGUGGUUGGUUUCCUGGAGGGUUGGAUGCCCAGUGGUGGAAUCACGUAUACACCCUGUGGGUUGGCAUGGAGGGACAAGUGGGGAGCCAACAGGUAUGCCGGGAACACCGCUUUUGUUGCUCUGCUGGCUGCGGAGGCUGGAAUCAACACUGCCAAAUACCGACAGUGGGCUGUCGAGCAGAUCAACUACAUCCUCGGUGACAACCAUCACGACGGUGGAUGUUACAGUUUCCAGAUUGGAUAUGGAUCAAAGUAUCCACGUCAACCUCACCACAGGGGGGCGUCUUGUCCUGAUCGUCCCGCGCCCUGUGGUCAAGAACAGCUGAGCGCCCCAGGACCAAGUCCUCAGACUUUAACCGGCGCCCUUGUGGGUGGACCUGAAGCCAACGAUAACUACCAAGACGUGAGAACGGAUUAUGUGUUGAACGAGGUAGCAACAGAUUAUAACUCUGGUUUCCAUGGAGCUCUUGCAGGAAUCGUCCAUCUCCAGGCAACCAACAACUUCCCUGCAACCAACAACAAAUGUCCAUGUGCUGGGAAAUAGACAUAAUUGUCCACUUGCUAUUUGAAAAUAAAAUUCAUUUCUGUCAGUG